This is a messenger RNA of Catharus ustulatus (Swainson's thrush), 4763 nucleotides long. It is a transcript of the gene PLSCR5, whose product is annotated as phospholipid scramblase family member 5. The coding region runs from base 926 to 1708 and encodes 260 amino acids. Gene Ontology annotation, molecular function: phospholipid scramblase activity. Gene Ontology annotation, cellular component: plasma membrane. Lineage: Eukaryota; Metazoa; Chordata; Aves; Passeriformes; Turdidae. The record is from RefSeq and is a predicted model, not a curated record. The transcript is spliced from 10 exons. Gene Ontology annotation, biological process: plasma membrane phospholipid scrambling.
GCUGCGCACCUGCUGCGGCACCGGGGCUGCAGGGAGGAGCUCCGCACGCACCGGCUGCACCAGGACGGCUCGCAAACACAACUGCCAGGCUUUGUGUCUGCUCUGUGGAUUAGAACCUCUGCUCCAAAGAAGCCCAUCCUUGACAGGGAGAAAGGAAGCAAAAACUGUUUGUUAUUCUUAAUUUUUAUCUCCAGUUAUGUCAAACUCCCUCCUAAUCCAGAAGGAUUUGUUUAGUACCCAUUUUUCAGUCACCAAAAUUUUUGUCUCUGUCACUUCUGUGGUUGUUUCCAGGUUGAGCACAGCAGGGUCUGGCUCCUGUGCUUGCCUGUGCUUGCCAUUGCACCCAGGGAGUUCUCAAGCAGGCAAUGAUAAACUCCUGGGAAAUUUCAUGUAGCCAAGUCCAUAAGUAGAUCUGAGGAUCUUGCAUUUGCUACUAUAGUCUAAAAAAACCAGCUUCCAUAUAAUUUGGGGUUUUUUUGGGGAUGGGUUUUCUGUGUUCUUCCUUCUGAGAGUCUUCAUCAGCAUCUUCCUGAGCUGUAAACUCUGGAAUUUAAUCUGCUUAACCAUACUUCAGAUUCAAACCAGUGGAACUUGCAGUAUUAAAGAGGACAGAAAAUGGUCCCCAGCAGCUCCCUCUGCUCUGCUGGGCUCUGUGCAUAGGCUCUGCCAUUCUUGCAGCCUGCAGAUCACAUCUGCCUAAUGAUUUCCCCAGCAACUUGGGCACCCAAGGCAGGAAUACGAGCUGCCAGGGCAGGCUCUGUGCUGUGAGGACAGCUCUGCUGCUCUGUGCUCUGCGAGCUGACAGCCAGGACACAGACACCUGCUCCACUGCUGUGCCUGCUGUGUGCCUUUUCCUAUUUGCUGCAGCAAGAAAAGCCUGUUCUUCUAACCCAGCCUCCUUUGAAGAGGUAACUCAGGAAGCUCCAUGGCCUCUCAAGAAUCUCAGGGACAAACCAACCCAAUCUUUAAGGAUUACCUCCCUGGUUCUUCUGAUGUUCCUCAACUUGUUGAACCAACAAGUCUCUGGAAGCAAACAUCACGUACUCAUAAUUUGCCACCUGGUCUGGAGUACCUGAACCAGCUGGACCAGAUAAUUAUUCAUCAGCAAGUGGAGCUUCUGGAAGCCAUACUUGGCACGGAGACCUCCAGCAAAUACGAGAUAAAAAACCACUUGGGGCAGAGGGUGUACUUUGCAGUGGAGGAGAACGGCUGCUUUGACCGCCGGCUGUGCGCGCCCGUCCGGGCGUUCACCAUGCGCAUCGCAGACAAUGCGGGCCACGAGGUGAUCCGGGUCAUCCGGCCCUUGAGGUGCAGCAGCUGCUGCUGCCCCUGCUUCCUGCAGCAGUUAGAAGUUCAGUCCCCACCAGGUACAGUAGCUGGGUAUGUUGUACAGAACUGGGACCCUUUUCUGCCAAAGUUUACUAUACAGAACCAAAGUAAAGAAGAUGUGCUAAAAAUAAUUGGCCCAUGUGCAACCUGUGGCUGUUUUGAAGAUGUUGACUUUGAGGUAAAAGCUCUCAACGAGAUGACAACGAUCGGCAAAAUUUCCAAGUACUGGUCUGGAUUUGUCAACAACGUCUUUACCAACACCGCCAACUUUGGGAUCCAGGUCCCUGUAGAUCUUGACGUGAGGAUCAAGGCAGUGAUGAUUGGUGCUUGUUUCCUCAUUGACUUAAUGUUCUUUGAAAAUUCCUUGGAUGGAUUAUAGCAAGAUGACAGAAACAAUGAAAUAUGCAGAAUGUGUUUCAAAAUCGCUUGAGCUUUGGACAUGAUUUUGAACUGCAAAAAUCCUUGUUCCUUAUAGGAAAAGACGGGGAGCUAAUGAUGAUGUUUAUUAAAAUAUGUCUCGUGUAAAUAAUAAUUUCCCACUUACAUCUUAUAAGUGCUGUAGCUAAACACAUACUUUUCACACAGAGCACUGUUGCUUUGGAACAGUGCUAUUCUCUUCUUUCUCUUUUGAUGUUCCUGCAUGGGAAAUCAUGAAAGAUUAGAUGAAGGCUUGCAGCAUCACUGAUGAAAGUCUAUGUUUAGAGAAGCCUUUGAUGUUUUGCAAGUGCUGUACCAGUUACUAACCACAUGAGGGUGUGUUCUGGGGGUUUUGCUUUUUUGUAAUUUUAGAAGUAAUCUUCUGAUUGCUAUUUAAUUAAUAGCAACAAACUGAUUUGAAAGUAACAAAUAUAAAGACAUACCCAAUGGGAAGUUCAAGAUGUUAUCUGUUUCAGUGAGUUGAAAGAAAGGAAGUUAUAUUUGCUAGUACAUUAAUUUUGUGACAAAGAUUGUUUUAAUAAGUGGCAGCCAGAAAUUAGGCUUCCAGCCCUAGACUUGGGAAUGUAAGGUCUGUUCUGAAAAUCUGGUCUGCCACUAUUUCCACUGAAGGCAGGCCAUAGAUAAAGUUUGAGUGAUGGUCCUCUGUGUGCUAGAGGUUCACCAAUCACUUCCCUUUGCACUAGCCAGUGUUGAGGAUCCUCACUGCCAUCUACUCAAGGCUUUCCUUAAAAGGUUUGUUCCCCUUUGUAAUAUCUGGUGGCUGAUAUUUUUUCAUUCAGACUUGCCUGAGGCCAUCCUAGAACCGAAUUACUCUUUUCCUUUGGCAAGCUCAAGUGUUUUCUAUGAUGACUGUGCAGAGGGAGCUUUUUGCAGUUCAGCAGUUUUCAGUAGCUGUUCCUUCCUGCAGCCACACCUCAUCGUGCUGUUCCCAAACAUUUCCACCAACAGGCUUUUAUUUCCACCAACAGGCUUUUGCCCAUGCAAACUUCCUUUGUAGGAAUGGUAUAUAUGCCAGUCAUAAACAGAUAUCUUUGCUGUUGUUGCAAAAUAUUUGCUGUAUGAGCUUGCUUACGCCUCUCAAAAACUCCCUUCAAGAAGCAAACCAGUACCAUAAAAUAUUGGUGGCAAACCCAAUUGCUCUCAUAGUCGCCAGUCAAGUUUCUAAGGGGAACAUUUUGCAAAUCAUUAGAAAUGCUGGAUUUUUUUCCUUUUUUAGUGUCAACCAGUAAUUCAAUUCUUGCAAACAAACCAACACAUCAACGGAAAGAGAGGAGAUAAUGAAUAAUUCAUAAAAAUGAAAAAGAGCUAAAUUUAUCAGGUGAUUAAUGCUCAACAAAUAUUUAGACUAAUUUUAAAUUAAUGUUCAUGGAUAUGAAUUCAAACACAGUGAAGUCAGGAAGUUGCAACUAACGAUCCCAUAGUGAAAUUAACUGAGGAAUGCUUAUAGAUUUAAACAGUAUGUUUUAGAUGAUAUACCACACUUAGGUAUUUAUACAGAUUUACAUAUGUCUUGAAAAUAAUUGUGGUUAACAAGCUCUGACAAUCAUCAUUAUCUGUUAACCAUUUCACUCCUGGCUGUGGCUGUGACUCGUAGCAGUGCAUCAGCUGCAGGAGUUGGGAGCACUGCUGCUACCUUUCCCAGGAGGAAAAGCCCUGUGAGCUUCGUGGGCAGGAAGCUCCCUCGUGUGGAAAUCCCGGAAUUUGCAGAGGAAUACAGGAUGCUUUUCUUGCUAAUCUCACACUGGUGUCGUUCUGUUAAAUGCAACUCCUGCACGUCUGACUGUAUACUAAGAAAAAGAACCACAUUUUAUUUUUUUUUUUAAAUCCCUUUGCCAUCUAAGACAGAAGUCACUGCUGUUGUAGCCCAGAAUCUUGGCUCUCGUGCAGUUACUGAGCUCUGUGUGUCUGAACACUUGACUGUAUUCAGUGCCUUAAGAUCAGCAGGAUCCCCACCUAUCUCCCACUUUUCCCCUGCAAUUCCCAGUUUUCUUGUGGCCCUUAACAAGCCAAAGACAUCUCUAAGCAAAUAUGUCUAACCUCAUUGAAGUCAACACAAAAUAAGGUUUUAUUUACCUGCAGGGCUGAAUUUGGCUGUGAAUGUCCAUGUGUAUAUCUUCUAGGAAGCAAUAUAUGCAUAUAUUUUUUUUAAUUAAUUGCAACGAGAUGAUAGCACUGGAUUUCUCCCACUUAGUGACUUUGUUGCUGUUUUUUGUGUUAAUACAAGGGUUUUUUGCUGUUAUAUAUGUAUGAGUAUGUUUGAAUACCUCUGUUUACACUCGGAGGCAGCUUCUGGGACAUACGAGAACAGACUCAUCCCCUGGAUAAAACAAGCAGUGGGGCUGGGAUAGCUCUUGCUGUUUAGAGCUCCCUCAGCAGCCUGUUUAACCUCUGUGCCACCCUUCAGCUUCCUGGUAGAACUUCAGUGCCAAUGCCAGUGCUUUUCCAGCUGGGAGAUGUUCAUCUAAAGCACAGCUGCCACACAAGGGCAGGUAUCCAUCCUCAGCAGAGUUUAUGGAUUCUGCAUGAUAUUGCUAAAGAAGAGCUAAUAUGUUCUAAGAUCUUAAUAACUUGCAUCUCUAACGAAUAACUCUUAUUAAUAGCAAUGUGUUUCAUGUGUUACCCCAUGGGCUAGGAGUGACUCCCAAAGGAGAAUUCAGAAUCUCCCAAAGGGUUGCAAGCUUUUUCUAAAGCAAAUUCAUGUCCUGGAUAUUAUCUAGAAGAAAAUGUGAUUGCUCUAAAGAAACAGAAAUCUUACUUAAUCUGGCCAAGCAAAUAUUUUUGAUCAGUAGCCAAACUGUAAAUUUGUGUAGUUCACACUCCUUGUGUUCAGCAGAUGGCAGCAACAGCUCAUUAUGACAGUAUUCAGCUUUCCACAUAUCAGAAGCUGUACCCAGGAUGCUAAUUGAAGUUCAGCAUACCUUUAACCUCUAAUUAAAUUCUACUCUUAACAGAAGGAUUUUAUUUUCUCUGUCUGAUAUUAAACCUUUGCCACACAA